AUGAACUGCAAUCCUGACUACGAAAAUGCAACAUGGGCAUUCUAUCGAUUCGUACCUUCGAAAGAAGCCAAUAUUGUCUUUGUUGUUCUGUUUGCAAUAACGACACUCCUACACGUCUUACAACUUUGGCGAACUAAAACAUGGUAUCUUAUACCAUUGGUUAUAGGAGGAGUUUGCGAGGUCAUCGGAUAUAUCGGACGAGUCCUGAACACGAAUGAAGAGCCAGGAUGUUGGUCAAUGGGCCCGUAUAUCAUGCAAAGCGUCUUGAUCCUUAUUGCACCGGCACUUUUCGCAGCCUCGAUCUACAUGAUCCUCGGACGAAUCAUCCUCUUGACAGAUGGAGAACAUCAUUCGUUGAUUCCGAGGAAAUGGCUUACUAAACUCUUCGUCUUUGGCGAUGUUGCAUCGUUUAUGCUCCAAUCAUCUGGUGGUGGUCUCAUGGCCGUUGCAGACUUGAACAAGAUGGGCGAGAAGAUCAUUAUCGGCGGUCUUUUUGUUCAGCUUUUCUUCUUUGGCUGCUUCAUCAUCGUCAGCUUGGUCUUUCACAUCCGCAUGCGUCGUGCUCCAACACCGAAUUCUUUACGAGGAGAAGUUCGAUGGCAGACAUAUCUCACAACGCUAUACGUCACAGGCGUUCUGAUCUGGGUGCGCAGUUUGUUCAGGGUGAUUGAGUUCAUCGAGGGCAAUGAUGGACACUUGAUGCGUAGUGAAGUCUGGGUUUUUGUCUUUGAUGGGAUGUUGAUGUUGCUUGUGCUGGUUUGGAUGAACUGGUUCCAUCCUGGAGAGAUUGGACUGUUGAUUAGAGGAGAGGGAAGUGUCAGGAACGGACUGGAGUUGAUGAAGGUCAGGACAAGCAUUCCUGUUCUCGGUCACGAUUCCAAGAAAUGGUUUUCGACAAUUCGGAAUAGCUUUGCCUACUUUACGCAGCAUCAGGCAUGGACUGGAGAAGGUUAUGAAAAGUAUGGCAAAAAUGGGCUACCCUUCAUUGCUCCAGCACCACUCUCACGUCCUCCAGACGUCGUUAUGCCCAGGUCCCAAGUCGCGUGGAUGAUGAGCCAGCCUGACCACAUCCUCUCUGCAGCCCAUGCCCACGAUAAGAUCAUGCACAGCGAGUAUAACUUCCUCGGCAAGGAUCUUACAGAGGACGACUUUGGCCCGCGAGUUGUGCACAAGUAUCUUGCUCGUCAUCUACCAGCUCUGGUCCCAGCUAUCGCAGAUGAAACCAACGCUACAGUCCAAGAUGCGCUCGAGACACUAAUUAAAGCAGCUGCUGAGAAGAACCCAAAAAAUGUCGAUGCUGAGGGUUUCACAAAAGUGAAUUUGUGGGAGAUGUGGCUCGCUAUAGUUCCUCGUAUUACGAACCGUCUUCUUGUUGGUGAGACGAUAUGUCGAGAUCCCGACUUUAUCGAUUCCAUGGUUCGCUUCACAGAUGAUGUUGUUCGGAAUAGCUUCUUGCUCCACGCUUUUCCUCAAGUCCUGCAUCCUAUCGUCGGUCGUCUUAUUACUAUCCCAAACUAUCUUCACUGGCGCACCGCUGCGCGCCGUGUCUUGCCGAUUAUUGAACAGCGUAUAAAGGAUAUGCAACGUAAAGAAGCUGGAGAUCCUGAGAUGAAGAAUUGGUCACCUCCAGAGGACUAUUUUACAUGGCACAUUCGUCUUGCCAUGGCCGAGGGUAACGCGUUCGAGCUUGAUCCCAUUGUCGUCUCCAAGCGUAUUUUGCCCAUCAACUUCGCGGCUAUUCAUACAACUGUUUUGACAGGCCAUUCUUGGAUGCUGGAUCUCUGGUCCCUUUCUCCCGAUGGACGCGCUCUCGAUACACUACGCGACGAACUCAAGGCUCAUCAGCCGACUGAGGGGCACUGGACCAAGCAAAGUCUCGCCUCUCUUGUACGACUCGACUCAUCAUUUCGCGAAUCUCAACGUUUAAGUAACUUUGCCGCGAAUCUCGUUGAACGACAGGUCAUUGCGUCCGAGGGCCUUCAUAACCCCGAUUACGGAUGGACGUUACCGCAGGGCGCUUUUGUAACUUUGAACUUGCAAGGGACACAUCACGAUGACGAGAUUUUUGAAGGGGCUAUAAAGUAUAAUCCAUGGCGAUACUCGAAUUCUAGAGAGGAAUGGGAAAGGAAGACAGCUGAAGAGAAGAAGGAGAAUGAGAAGGAAGGCUUGAGGGUCAAAGGUUUGGGAAUGGUGACGAUCAGCGAUAGUCAUCUAGCGUUUGGUCUGGGUCGACAUGCUUGUCCUGGACGAUUCUUUGUCGCCCAUGAGCUCAAGCUAAUCGCAGCCAGACUUCUCCUCGACUACGAUAUCAAGACAAUUGACGAACGACCAAAAGCACAAUGGCUGGGCGCAACAAUCAUUCCACCGCUAGACGCAUGCAUUCAAAUCCGACCAAGAGCUUCGCGACGAUAA
Molecule: messenger RNA, 2412 nt
Organism: Fusarium coffeatum
Lineage: Eukaryota; Fungi; Ascomycota; Sordariomycetes; Hypocreales; Nectriaceae
Exons: 6
Coding region: 1-2412 (803 amino acids)
Cellular component (GO): membrane
Molecular function (GO): oxidoreductase activity, acting on paired donors, with incorporation or reduction of molecular oxygen; monooxygenase activity; heme binding
Source: RefSeq, a predicted model, not a curated record